This is a messenger RNA of Pseudomyrmex gracilis, 3316 nucleotides long. It is a transcript of the gene GluRIB, whose product is annotated as glutamate receptor 1. Bases 100 to 2610 code for a protein of 836 amino acids. NCBI's taxonomy places the organism in Eukaryota, Metazoa, Arthropoda, Insecta, Hymenoptera, Formicidae. The transcript is spliced from 17 exons. Gene Ontology annotation, molecular function: transmitter-gated monoatomic ion channel activity involved in regulation of postsynaptic membrane potential; glutamate-gated receptor activity. The record is from RefSeq and is a predicted model, not a curated record. Gene Ontology annotation, cellular component: plasma membrane; postsynaptic membrane. Gene Ontology annotation, biological process: modulation of chemical synaptic transmission; synaptic transmission, glutamatergic.
CUCGGUGCCAUCACGUCGUCGCACGUACCCGGAGAGACCGAGGGGCACGCGAAAAACGCCGGUGCUGGUGGAAUCAACAAACCAGUAUCAACUGCCACAAUGAUGACCAUGGCCUUAACCGUCCUUUUGAUCUUGGUACCCGCCGCGUUUCCGGACAAGAUUACAAUUGGCGCCAUUUUUGAACAAGGCACCGACGAGGUACAAUCCGCCUUCAAAUUCGCAAUGAUGAACUACAACAAUCAAAACAAUACAACUCGCAAAUUCGAGCUGCAAGCCUUCGUGGACGUAAUUAACACCGCGGAUGCCUACAAGCUGUCUCGCCUCAUUUGCAAUCAAUUUAGCAGAGGCGUUUUUUCGAUGCUGGGCGCUGUAAGUCCGGAUUCGUUCGAUACGCUACAUUCUUACAGCAACACCUUUCAGAUGCCGUUUGUGACGCCGUGGUUUCCCGAAAAGGUAAUUAAUCGUUACCUUAACGGAUACAAUAAGGUCCUGACGCCGUCCUCGGGUCUUCUGGACUUCGCUAUAAGUAUGCGACCGGAUUACCAUCGCACCAUCAUCGAUACGGUGCGAUACUACGGCUGGAAGAAAAUCAUCUACCUCUACGACUCCCACGACGGAUUACUCAGGCUGCAGCAGAUUUAUCAAGGGCUGAAACCAGGCAACGAGUCCUUUCAAGUUGAAACUGUCAAGAGAAUACAGAAUAUGUCAGAAGCGAUCGAUUUUCUACGCAGUCUAGAGGAACUUAGUCGAUGGAGCAACAAAUACGUCGUUCUCGAUUGCCCAACGGAUAUGGCGAAGGAUAUCGUCGUGAGUCAUGUGAGGGACGUAGCUUUAGGAAAGAGAACGUAUCACUAUCUGCUGAGUGGCUUAAUAAUGGACGACCGAUGGGAGAGCGAAGUGAUCGAGUACGGCGCCAUCAACAUCACGGGCUUUCGCAUCGUGGAUGCCACUCGACCUCACGUCAAGGACUUCCUGGCCGGCUGGCAUCGCAUGGAUCCCAACACGUUUCAAGGCGCCGGUCGUGAAUCCAUUUCCGCGCAAGCCGCUCUGAUGUAUGACGCCGUGUUCGUCCUGGUUGAGGCCUUUAAUAAGUUUCUGAGAAAAAGAACCGAUAAAAAUAGCACAAGACGGAUAGGAACUCCGGGCAGUAAUCAGCCGACAAACGGAACGGAAAAGAAAGCCUUGGACUGUUACAACAAUCGCAACUGGGUGACUCCGUGGGAAUAUGGCGACAAAAUCUCGAGACUUUUGAGAAAGGUUGAGAUUGAAGGGUUAACAGGAGAGAUACGGUUCAACGACGAUGGCCGACGACAGAAUUACACGCUUCACGUCGUCGAGAUGACUGUCAACAGCGCCAUGGUAAAAGUUGCCGAGUGGACUGACGAGACUGGUUUUCAAGCAAUAGCCGCAAAAUAUGUGCGACUUCGUCCGCAUGAAAUCGAAAAGAAUAAAACUUACAUUGUCACCACUAUACUGGAACCGCCUUAUUUAAUGAAAAAAGAUCCAAGUGAAACGUUAAUCGGGAAUGACAUUUACGAAGGAUAUUGCAAGGACUUAGCCGACAUGAUUGCCAAGAAGUUGGGUAUAUCAUACGAGCUACGGAUCGUGAAGGAUCAGAAAUACGGUACGGAGAACAUCGAUGUACCGGGUGGUUGGGACGGCAUGAUUGGCGAGCUUAUCAGAAAGGAGGCCGAUAUAGCAAUUGGUCCUCUUACCAUCACUUCCGAGCGGGAACGCGUGGUCGAUUUCAGUAAACCGUUCAUGUCUCUCGGCAUUAGCAUCAUGAUAAAAAAGCCCGUCAAACAAAAACCCGGAGUCUUCAGCUUUCUGAAUCCGCUGAGCAAAGAAAUCUGGGUGUGCGUUAUUUUCUCCUACAUCGGAGUUUCCAUUGUCCUGUUCAUUGUAUCGAGAUUUUCUCCUUAUGAGUGGAGAGUCCUAACCAUCAGCGGUAGCACGGAUUCGGCUAUUAGUGGACGAAAUGACCCCAGUUUGCAGCAUCCACAUACGCCGCAAGGUUCACCCCACAUGCCAACUUCUAGCAUGGCCAACGACUUCAGUAUCGUAAAUAGCCUCUGGUUUGCUCUGGCAGCGCUUAUGCAACAGGGCUGCGAUAUCUCACCUAGAUCCAUAUCUGGCCGCAUAGCCGGCAGCGUUUGGUGGUUCUUCACCUUGAUUUUAAUAUCUUCCUACACCGCGAAUCUCGCCGCGUUUUUGACCAUUGAGAGAAUGGUCACACCAAUCAAUUCACCCGAAGAUCUGGCGGCGCAGACGGAAGUUCAAUACGGCACUCUGAACGAAGGUUCCACUCGGGAUUUUUUUCGAAAAUCUCAAAUCAGUCUCUACAGCAAGAUGUGGGAAUUCAUGAACUCGCGGAAGCACGUAUUCGUAAAAUCGUACGAAGAAGGAAUACGAAGAGUGCGAGCAAGUAAGGGCAAGUACGCACUUUUAAUAGAAAGCCCAACAAACGAGUAUGUCAACGAGAGAGAACCUUGCGAUACGAUGAAGGUCGGCAGAAACUUUAACACCAAGGGAUACGGCGUCGCGACGCCCUUAGGAUCCCCUCUCAAACUUUUCUUAAAUGCGUUGGAACAAAAGCAAAAUAAGGUAUGAUCAAAUACAAUUUUAAUCGAGAUUGUUGCAAAUGCAGUACAGUUUUUUGUUUUUUUUGUUUUUUUUUAUUAAUAUACUGCAAUAUUAUUUUGUGGCGUUUUAAGCCACUCACAACGUAAAUUAGUAUUUUAACUUGUCAGAAGUAAUUUUGUUUCCACAUCUUUUCACACCUUGUCAGACACCAGAGAGAAGACACUUGAUAUAUUUUUUGUCGAACGAACCGAGGGCGAGUAGGUAAUUAACGUGGUUUUGUAGUCAUCACUGUGAAACAGACUCUGGUACACACUAUCUCUCUUCGCCUCACUUCGUCUCUGUCUCUUUCAAACUUUUUUGUGGCUUCGCUUCCCAUCCCGUUGUAUUUAGAGCGAUGUCGCACAUCAUUACGCACAAUUAGCAUAGAAAAACUCUGCACCUCUCUUUUCCAUGCCAUUACCCGUCAGGGAAACACGUUUACUAACCAAAACUAUUUCGGAUCGUGUUUCGGCAGCGUGCUACCGAACUUCUCGAUUCUUUUCGUUGUAGAAAUCAGAUCUGUCUAUUAUAUCAUUUUGUUUUCAUUUUUUUUUCGAAAAAUUUAUAAAAAGUAAACGUGAACAGAAUUUAUAUUUAUUAUGCUCUUUUGGUUUUUUUUCUGUCUGUUGUGUUUUAUUUACGAGAAAUUUACAUUAUUGACGUUUUUAUCCGAAAAUAUUUUACGACCUUGUAA